CAGCAUAGCACUAUUUACGACGCAGACAAGCUGCUGGUCUCGCCCGGUCGUCUGAAGCUCAAGCAAGCCAUCACACGCACCUCUCUGCGCGCCACUCCUGCUUCUGCUACGACUUAUUAAAGAACGACAGCACCCCUCCGCGCGCCUGUAAACAUGCCUCCCUACAAUCCAUUCAAAAUCAACGCGAACUUCCUCCGCCCUCCCCUCAAGGCUAGUGUAAUGAGUACUCAAGUUGCCGUCGCGGCUGGUGUUGCUGGCCUGGGAAUCUACGCCUUCUAUCUGAGACGGAACGCAAGCGGGAGCGCAACGGGAACUGCUUUAGCCACAAACAUGGACGCCAGCGAUCUCAAGCCGGGCAAGCUGCCUCUGUCAGGCUUUGGCUUCCACAGCUUGCGCCUCCACAGCACCGAGCUCAUCAACCACAACACCAAGAAGUUGCGUUUCGAGCUUCCCGACCCCUCUCAGCCCAGCGGCAUGGGCCUCACCUCUGCCCUUCUGACCAUUUCCUUCCCCAAGGGACGAUGGCUCCCUGUCAUCCGCCCGUAUACCCCCACAAAUGACCUAAACGAACCCGGCUUCGUCGAGCUCAUGGUCAAGCUCUACCCCGGCGGCAAGCAAAGUACUCACCUGCACUCGCUCCAGCCUGGCGACACCCUAACCGUGGCCCCCAUCCCCGAGCUCAAGUGGACUCCCAACAAGCAUCCGCACGUGGCCAUGAUCGCCGGCGGAGCCGGUAUCACUCCCAUGUACCAGCUCGUCCGCGGCAUCCUGACCAACCCGGCCGACAAGACCCGUAUCACCCUCGUCUGGGGCGUCAACACGGACGAAGACAUCUUUCUGCGUGACCAGCUCGCCGAGCUGGAGCAGAACUAUCCUGGCCGCUUGAAGACUGUUUACGUCGUUGCUCAACCUGUAGCACAGUCUCCGUAUCAGAAGGGAUUUGUGACUAAGCAGGUGCUAGAACAGGCCGGGCUCAGUGGUGCGACGGAGAAGAGCAAGGGGACCAAGGUGUUGCUUUGCGGACCGCCGGCCAUGGAGAAGGCGUUGAAGGGAACGAAGGGAUGGGUAGGAGCUGGUAAGAAGGGGGUGUUGCAGGAGUUGGGGUAUACCCAGGAUCAGAUUUACAACUUUUAGAUAGGUGAACUUUGGAAGGCCAGGUUUGCAUGGCUUCGGCUUGUGAUGCAUGGGGUUGACGGGAGUUUGUAUGAUGAGUGGUGACAAUGAAAUGGUUGGUACA
Molecule: messenger RNA, 1237 nt
Organism: Neurospora tetrasperma FGSC 2508
Lineage: Eukaryota; Fungi; Ascomycota; Sordariomycetes; Sordariales; Sordariaceae
Exons: 2
Coding region: 154-1134 (326 amino acids)
Biological process (GO): ergosterol biosynthetic process
Molecular function (GO): cytochrome-b5 reductase activity, acting on NAD(P)H
Source: RefSeq, a predicted model, not a curated record